GGCUCUUGCCCACGCAGUCAUGGCCUCCGGCAACGCGCACAUCGGAAAGCCGGCCCCGGACUUCACGGCCACCGCAGUGGUGGACGGCGCCUUCAAGGAAGUCAAGCUUUCAGACUACAGAGGGAAGUAUGUGGUCCUCUUUUUCUACCCACUGGACUUCACUUUUGUGUGCCCCACGGAGAUCAUUGCUUUUAGCAACCACGCUGAAGACUUCCGAAAACUGGGCUGCGAGGUCCUCGGAGUGUCUGUGGACUCUCAGUUCACCCACCUGGCGUGGAUCAACACCCCACGGAAGGAGGGAGGCUUGGGCCCCCUGAACAUCCCCCUGCUUGCUGAUGUGACUAGAAGCUUGUCAGAGAAUUAUGGAGUGUUGAAAACUGAUGAGGGCAUUGCCUACAGGGGCCUCUUUAUCAUCGACGCCAAGGGUAUCCUUCGUCAGAUCACAGUCAAUGACCUCCCAGUGGGACGAUCUGUGGAUGAGGCUCUUCGCCUGGUCCAGGCUUUUCAGUAUACAGAUGAGCAUGGAGAAGUCUGUCCUGCUGGCUGGAAGCCCGGCAGUGACACCAUCAAGCCCAAUGUGGAUGACAGCAAAGAAUACUUCUCCAAACACAACUAAGAUGAUCAAACAUCAGUGAGCCUGAAUUCUUGUAUCCCGCCCCUACCUGGAUGUCCUGUGCUGG
Molecule: messenger RNA, 680 nt
Organism: Cricetulus griseus (Chinese hamster)
Lineage: Eukaryota; Metazoa; Chordata; Mammalia; Rodentia; Cricetidae
Gene: Prdx2
Product: peroxiredoxin 2
Biological process (GO): response to oxidative stress; hydrogen peroxide catabolic process; cell redox homeostasis
Cellular component (GO): cytosol
Molecular function (GO): thioredoxin peroxidase activity
Source: RefSeq, marked provisional